This is a messenger RNA of Oncorhynchus masou masou (cherry salmon), 3598 nucleotides long. RefSeq names its product interleukin 16 (gene il16). Bases 1538 to 3598 code for a protein of 686 amino acids. Gene Ontology annotation, molecular function: CD4 receptor binding; cytokine activity. The transcript is spliced from 15 exons. Gene Ontology annotation, biological process: leukocyte chemotaxis; induction of positive chemotaxis. The record is from RefSeq and is a predicted model, not a curated record. Lineage: Eukaryota; Metazoa; Chordata; Actinopteri; Salmoniformes; Salmonidae.
UAGCCCUCUGUAUGUAGACUGCUGUAUGUAGCCCGCUGUAUGUAGACUGCUGUAUACUUAGAUAAGUGUUUCUGACUUGAGUGAAACAAAGAUCCAUUUAAAGCAACAUCUAUAAUGCAUAUGCAGGGUCAUCAUAUAGCUCUGUUAUAGUGAGAGAGAAGCAGUUAGUCAGGAGACCUUCACUUCUACUAUUAGUGUGACAGACACACCAACUUCCAACUCUUACUACUACUACUGGACUAAACUUCUAAAACUAAUAAUACCCUCUACUAUUAUACUACUGGACUAUACUUCUAAUACUAAUAAUACCCUCUACUAUUAUACUACUGGACUAUACUUCUAAAACUAAUAAUACUCUCCACUAUUAUUACUACUGGACUAUACUUCUAAUACUAAUAAUACUCUCCACUAGUAUUACUACCGGACUAUAAUUCUAUAAAAACAUAAAACAGCCAUAUUUGGUAAAAGACCAGGUCCAUAUUAUGGCAAGAACAGCUCUAAUAAACACAAAGAAACGACGGGUCAUCAUUACAACGGUUCAUUAGAAAAUAGUAAAAAUUAAGAAAAACCCUUGAUGAGUAGCUGUGUCCAAACUUUUGACUGAUACUGUACAUGUAACCACACUCUUAGAAAGAGGUGCUAUCUAGAACCUUAAAGGGUUCUUUGACUGUCCCCAGAGGACAACCCUUUGAAGAACUAUUUUUGGUUCCAGAGGGUUCUACAUGAAACCCAAAAGGGUUCUACCUGGAACAAAAAAGGGUACUCCUAUGAGGACAGCCGAAGAACCCUUUUGGAACUCGUUUUUUCUAAGAGUGUAGGAAUAAGGUGACUAGACAACAGGGUAGAUAAUAAACAGUAGCAGCUGCAUCAGUUGAAAUGUGUAUUGGUUUGUUUACUUUAUUAUGUAGGGGUUUCCCCAUUCUAAGGUGUGCACUCCAAAUGGCACCCUAUUCUCUAUUUAGUACACUGCUUGUCACCAGGGCUCAUAAGGCCAAUUGGGAGGCACUUUGUGAGCCCAGAUCAAUCGCAGUGCAGAUCUCCUUUAGUGUAGUUACUGUAAGUUCAUGGUAUCUGUGACCUCAAAUCCCGUGGGAAGGAGCUUUGGUGUGUGUGUCCAUGCCCAUGUGUGCACGUGUGUGCAUGUGUGUGCACGUGUGUAUAUUAAUGCGUGUCUGUGUUUGCACGUGCAUGUGUGUGCAGUGUGUGCAGUGUGAAUGUUAGGAGUCAUAUUCAGGGAAGAAAAGAUCUCUUAUCUCUAACAACACUAUUGCUUCAGCAGAUUCUCAGAACACUUAUGACACACACAAGCACACAGACGCACGAACACACACACACACACACACACACAGACGCACGCAGACACACACAUACACACGUACACAUACACAUUCACAGACAGGCUUCCUAAUUGAAUUUUAGAAUUUCCCUGCAGUGUCCCUCUCCAUUAGCCUGUGUGCCGGCUGGGAGGAGUGUGUGUGAGAGUGUGUUAGCACCACACACACACACACACGCAGCACACACACACACUCUAACGGCCAUGCCCCAGAGAUACUCCUACCAGAAGAGGAAAGCCAGCACGGCAGCAGCUCGGAGGAUGGAGAGGCGAGGCAGGGACUCUGGGAAGACCAACAACACCAACACUAGCCACAGCCACCGCUCCAAGAAGCUAGCCAUGCUCUCCAGGUCCCUGAUCCUCUGUCACUCCAGAGCCAGUGAUGACUGCACCAGCCCCGAAGAGAGGCCGCCAGGGGAGGCCUGGAAGGGAGACGGGGGCUUGGGGAGAGAUGGGAAGGGGAACAGGGAGGUGGAGAGGUCCCGGAAGAAGAUCCAGGAAGGACCCCAGGAGAGUGGAGGAACUAUGCAGGCAUCUACACAGCCACCCAUAGGGGCCACCAACACACUCAGGGCUACAGGAGAACACAAGAGGAAUAUGAGGAGGUCCUUCAGUAUCAAGGAGAGCAGUAUCUGGAGGAUGUGUGUAACGACGGGGGCGGGUGAGGAGGAUCUGGGCCGACAGACUGGCGAUACCAGCCCCCAGAUGGAGGACAAAGAACACAGUGUGGAGCGAGGGAGGAAGGGAGGAGGGGAUGGACACAGUUACCUUCAGAGUACAGACAAGCUUGCACCUCUGAACGGCCAUGCCAGGACAGAGGGGGAGAGGCAGGCCAAGAACGGCCAUGCUGCAAGGACAGAGGGGGAGGGAGGGAGGCAGGCCGCCUCCAGGAACAGCCACAUAACAGCCUACAGUGAGGAAAGCUCAACAUGUGAGCAGCAGCCCCAGUCCCCUGGAGGUCUAACCCUGGCCCCCCUGCACUCGGCCCCCCUGUGCCUGGCAGACCCCCUGGCAGUGACCAACUACACAGAGACAGAACAAACUGGGAACAACAACCACCUCAAGCUGGCAAUCCCAGAGGUGAAUGAGGACAGAGGUUGGGACACAGAGAGGAGAGGGCUUGGUCUUCAGGGACAGACGGUCUGCAAGAGGACCCGCUCCAACUCUACCAGUGUCCAUCCAUACUGGAUUGGAGACCUGGACACCAUUAUCCUGAAGACACCUGAGCUUUGCGGGAGCAACACCCACGGAACCGUCGGUUUCUUUGGCAGCAGGAAGUCCCAGUCCCAGCAGCUGGAGUUUCCUCACAACCCCAACCAGCCCGUUCCCCGUCCCUCUCGCUCUCUUAGCUCCGCCCAUCUGGUCCACUCCUGCAGUAACGUCCAAGCCUUCAUCAUCUGUAACAUCGUGCUGAUGAAGGGCCAUGGCAAGGGUCUGGGGUUCAGCAUUGUGGGGGGCAGGGACAGCAUGUACGGACCCAUGGGUAUCUACGUCAAGACCAUCUUCGCUGGAGGGGCCGCGGCUGCCGAUGGCAGACUACAGGAGGGGGAUGAGAUCCUGGAGUUGAAUGGAGAGUCUCUACAUGGACUAACUCAUGAGGAUGCACUACAGAGAUUCAAACAGAUAAAGAAGGGUCUGCUGACGCUGGUGGUGAGGACCAGCCUGCGUGUCGGCGCCCUCUGUGGCCAGGCAGCGGUAGCACAGCUGUGUCGGUCUCGCUCUCUCAGCUCCAGUACUGGCAUGUCCAGGGUCAGCACUGAAAUGGGGGACUACAAUUACCUCAGUGGUGUCACCACAGCCAACACACACACCAACACCGUACCUCAGCCACCUUUGGCCAAACCCCGAGAUCGUGUCAUGAUGGAGAUCACCUUGCAUAAAGAGGCUGGUGUGGGGCUGGGCAUUGGGCUGUGUUGCGUGCCGUCUGGAGAUGGUUGCCGUGGCGUCUAUAUCCACACCCUGUCCCCUGGGUCGGUGGCACACAUGGACAGUAGACUCAGAUGUGGAGAUGAGAUUAUGGAGAUCAACAACACAGUGGUAUACAACAUGGUACUGAAUGAUGUGUACACGGUUCUGAGUCAGUGCUCCCCCGGGCCAGUCCAGAUCAUCAUCAGUCGACACCCUGACCCCAAAGUGUCAGAGCAGCAGCUGAACGAUGCCAUAGCCCAGGCUGUAGAGACCAGCCAACUAAAGCAGGACGCCAGUCAGUGGAGUACAGACGUGGUGGUACAUUCCCUGAUGACGAUGGUUCUCGUCAGGAGGUGA